GCUUCUUAUCAUCGCUAUGUUUAGGGUUAGGACUGACUAGUCACUAGUCAGUAAAUAAUCGAACUUUGUUAAGUACAUAAAAUUUCAGUGAAUGUCUCAUUUUCAUUGUUCAACGUAAAUCGAAAUAAUGUACCCGAGUAGAAAAAGAAUAAAAUUAACGAAAUCGAAGCGUGAUUCCAAGUCUAGUUUUAAAAACGCAGCUGUUGGUCAAUGUAACUCCGAUUCUGAUUCGGAUGUUGAUACGUACAAAAUGGCUUAUAGAGAACUGCUAAAAACUAUGCAGGACGCUAAUUCUAAAAAAUCCCUUUCCGAAGAAGAGAAAAUGACUGCUAUCGUUCAAUAUUACAUGGAUCGUGAAAAAUUCACACUUAUUGAACCGGAUAAAUAUCACCUUUAUGUCGUGGGCUUUAAGGAACCAUUUACAUUCGUAGUCAAGAUUAUGGCUGAAGACACAGUACUAAUUAAACGGUUACUUCAUCCUGAUACUACUUGUAAACAUAAGAUGAAAUCUGGUUGUUAUUCAUUCACGAAAUUCCCCUCACUCAAAGAAAAAAACACCGGGAGAGAUUUGCAGAUUCUCGAUUGCGAAGUUAAAGGCCUACAUGAUGGAUUUAAAAUCACAUGGGAAUCGAUCUCCGUUGAUGGAUCGGGUUCUUCUUCCGAGCUGGACUCGGACGAAGAAGAUCUCCCUGAAAUACCAAUUGAAUUGUCAUUAUUUUUCUCUAUCAACUCUUUUGAAAAAUAAACCAUAAACUAUCAA
Molecule: messenger RNA, 760 nt
Organism: Planococcus citri (citrus mealybug)
Lineage: Eukaryota; Metazoa; Arthropoda; Insecta; Hemiptera; Pseudococcidae
Exons: 4
Coding region: 128-745 (205 amino acids)
Source: RefSeq, a predicted model, not a curated record